GCCGACGUCACAACCGACAUCAGAAGAUUCAUGCCGCGGGCGUUUCCGGCGCGCGCUGGCGCAGGGCGACUGCCUUUAGGCUCCCCUCCCCCAGCACUACCGCCAUCCAUGCACACAUAAAGCUAUCACACCCCCCCAGGAGCAAACUUGGGUGGUAAUAGCUCAGAUUCAGACGAAGUAAUCUGUACAUCAACACCAAAAGUAUACAACAUGUGGGGAAGAAGCCAGGACAAGACACCGGAACAACCGAAAGAAUGGCGCCAAGACGUUCGACCCCAAAAGCUGCCGGCACGCGAGAAGCUGCCUGCGGCGCUGCAGAAGAUAGUCGACAAGUCAGACAGAGAGGAUAACUUCUUCGACGAGCUGGUGGACGGGUAUGCGCCCGAGUCCACCGAAUCCAACGUCCGUUAUGCCGCCUACGUGACACGCAUCCGCACCAUCAUGAUGUCCGCCCAUCGAUACGUCGCCUACACCUCUGAUAUUGGCGAAUCCUUCCGGCCCGUCGCGCAUCCCGGUCUCGUCCGCACCGCAUACGGAAUCUCGUGGCUCUACAUCCUCGGCGAUGUCAGUUACGAGGGCUACAAGGCGUACUGGGCUAACCAGCGCGUACUCAACCCGCACCUCCAGCUUACGGCGCGGCAAGCAAAGAUUACGGGACUUCCGGAUGCCGUGUCAGAUGCAACGCACCCCAGCGAAGUGGUCCCGGGUGGCAAGGUUGCGCCGCUGGACGACUACAGGACUGUCAUGAUCCAGCGAGGCAUCUUCCAGAGCAUUGCCAGUAUGGGUCUCCCGGCUUUCACCAUCCACAGCGUCGUGAGGUACUCUGGCCGAGCCCUCAAGAACGCAAAGAACCCGAAAAUAAGAACCUGGGGCCCCAUUGGUCUCGGUCUUGCCGUCGUACCUUUCUUGCCCAGCCUCUUCGAUGAGCCGGUCGAGAACGCUGUGGAGUGGAUCUUCCACAAGGGCUUCGAGUCGUACGGUGGCAAGGAGUUUGUUGGCAAUGCACCAGCCACCGGUCGUGAAGACCUAUUGGCGAAGAGACCAAAGGAAAAGGAAUUGUAGGCGUGGCGUUUAGGAUGAUUUGGAUCACAACUCAAUCGGACUUGGCUCGGCGCAUGAAGGAAAUCUCCAAUUCACGGAACAUGGUAUUGAAGGGAGGAGCGAUUAGCACGGCCU
This is a messenger RNA of Colletotrichum acutatum, 1176 nucleotides long. Its product is annotated as mitochondrial 18 KDa protein-domain-containing protein. The transcript has 3 exons. Gene Ontology annotation, cellular component: mitochondrion. Lineage: Eukaryota; Fungi; Ascomycota; Sordariomycetes; Glomerellales; Glomerellaceae. Gene Ontology annotation, biological process: mitochondrial fission. The coding region runs from base 211 to 1062 and encodes 283 amino acids. The record is from RefSeq and is a predicted model, not a curated record.